AUGGCGUCAUUUGCUCUGAUACUUUACGUGCUACCCUCACUUGCACUUCCACCCCUUUUUGAACAGUCACGUGCUCUUCUUGGGCUGCUAUCGGACAUCCCCACAACUCCGCUGGAUGCGAAUGGAAGCGGUUGGACCUGGGUCAGAUCUGAUCCUGUCCGUCUGAGUUUCUUCAUCACGGCCGUUCUCACCGUGGCAAUUGCUCUGGGCUACCUCGUCUACCAUCUCACCACAAAAUACAUCCGUAAGCAGCACAUUCGUGAUUAUCAUUCUCUGUUUCUGGGUCACGGACGCACGGGUUCGAGAUUAUCACAACGGUGUCCUGAUGCCGGAAGUUCACCAGUUAUUCAUAUUCAAUCACCAGCGAACGGCCUCACCAACGGCCGGGUGCCAAACCAAAGAAACAACGAUCAACCUGUCUAUCAUCACAGUCAGAACAACCUGCUAUCCAACGCGUCACCUACAGCAGAUCUUUCUUUACAGCAAAUGCGGCAGGAACCCUACUUGAGCUCCGAGUCCAGCGCUUAUUCUAACAAAAAAGUGUAA
Messenger RNA from Hydatigera taeniaeformis, 546 nucleotides. Lineage: Eukaryota; Metazoa; Platyhelminthes; Cestoda; Cyclophyllidea; Taeniidae. The record is from the annotation of a GenBank genome assembly.